UUGCGCCGCCGCCGCCGCUCGGUGGCUCUCGGAAAGCGGGGGCCUCCCCCCCCCUGCUGCCCAACUAUGGAGGCCCCCUUAACCUCCUCCGGAAAGCCACUCAGGGGGAGCGCCCUCGGGCACACGCACACAAACCCAGGGGGCUGUACUGUAAUUUUUCAAAAAAUGAAAUAAGGAUUUUACUUGGCGAACCUGUUCAGGCUGGACCUCAGCUGGCGCUACUAUCAAUAUCUGGUGAUAGAAUCGAGCAGGGGCCCCAACUUGAAUAAAAUAUUGUGGGGGAGGCUGGCAUGGGCGUAGGCCAGAUUUUUUUGGGGGGGGAAGAACCUCAGUUAAGUAUUUUUAUUGAUUUAGGGGGGCAUCUGCUCCCCCCCACUACCCCCAUAGGCCCUGGUAAGCCUCACUCCACAUAAUCACAAGACGCUGUGCUUGCACACCGUUUGAAUGGCAGUGCCCAUUAACUUUUGGGGGGGGGCGUUAGAGAAAUGAGGAAAUAAAACUGAAGACGCUAUUUAUUUUUUUAUCCAUGGCAGUAUGUGCUACAAUGGUUCAGAAGUGGAAGGACUGCAUUGGAGAGGGCUGGUAGGGUUAAGCCAGAAGCCUUUGGGGUGUUUUGGAGAGAUCUUAUGGAAUAUAUGAUUAGGGCAAAGCUGCUACACUGCUUGACAGCCUCUACAGACCCUUUGUGUACAAACCAGACAGGAUUUCUAGGCAACCCUGCUGUUUCAGCUAGUGUGACAGAUGCAUCUUCAUUAAAAGAAAACUGUCCUGACAUAGUCUCUAGUGAGCCCAUCCUACGGAAAUGCAGCAUUGGCAUCCCCAAACACCUUUCACCUGUUCAGGCCUGGGUAGAGUCCCUAAAGCAUUAUGACGCCAGCCACGUGGGCUUGACAGAUUUGCAUCCUGAUGUGUUUGCAGUAAUGCCCCGCAUUGAUAUUCUACACACAGUGGCCAUCUGGCAGAAGAACUUCAAGAGAAUUAGUUAUGCCAAGACAAAGACUCGCGCGGAGAUGCGUGGUGGCGGCAGAAAACCUUGGGCACAGAAGGGCAGCGGACGGGCCCGGCAUGGCAGUAUCCGGUCACCUUUGUGGCAUGGUGGUGGUGUUGCCAGUGGCCCUCGUGGUCCCACCAGCUACUACUACAUGAUCCCCAUGAAAAUGCGUGUCCUGGGACUCAAGGUGGCAUUGACAACCAAACUGGCACAGGAUAAUCUGCGUGUUGUAGACUCUCUAGAUAUGCCAACUUCUGACCCACAGUAUCUGAUGGACCUGGCCCGCUACAGACACUGGGGAGAAUCAGUGCUGAUUGUUGAUGUCAAUGACUUAUCUGAGAACAUCAGAGAUGCAACGAGAGGCCUUAAAACCAUCACGGUGCUGCCAGCCAUAGGUCUCAAUGUGCACAGUAUGCUGAAGUAUGAGACCCUUGUACUAACCCUGGAUACAAUUGCCUUCCUGGAAAAGAAGCUGCUGUUGCAUGACUCGCGAUACAGGCUGCUGUACCCUUUGCAGUUGCCCUAUAGAGACUUCCCAUAACAUUUAUGGAGAAUGUGGACUGAACAGCUGUGAACUAGACACCUCUCACUCCUUGCAUCCUUGGAAAAGUUUUUCCCCACCUAAAAUGAACAUUAAAGCUAAGUUGUCUUCCCAG
Molecule: messenger RNA, 1647 nt
Organism: Zootoca vivipara (common lizard)
Lineage: Eukaryota; Metazoa; Chordata; Lepidosauria; Squamata; Lacertidae
Gene: MRPL4
Product: mitochondrial ribosomal protein L4
Biological process (GO): translation
Cellular component (GO): ribosome
Molecular function (GO): structural constituent of ribosome
Source: RefSeq, a predicted model, not a curated record